AUGGCAACCACAACACCCUCUUGGGAGCCGGCGCUUGCCGCCAUGGAGGACGCUGUCACAACUCUCGAGGAGCGCAUGGAUGCGUUGGCACAACGCUCACCAGCCGAGCUUCGUGAAAAGCUAUCUCCUUUGGACCAGUGCAAGCUGGACCUUCUGCUGGCCUACAACGCUAAUUCUCUCUUCUGGAUGUUUUUAAGUUCUCGUGGCGUUGACCCUGCCAAGCAUCCGGUGCGGGCUGAACUGGGUCGGGUCAGGGACUACAUGAUGAAAAUCAAGGGUCUUGAGCGCGAUCCAAGUGCUGCACGUUCGAAUUUGAACAAGGAGGCUGCUGAGCGCUUCGUCCGCCACGCUUUGGACGACGGCAACGAUCAAGCGAAUGACGGGUCUCCUAGCACCAAGAAGUCUCGUACCGCGACCAACGCAACAACUCCUGAUAGUGAUCGCAAGAAGGCCAAGAAGGACAAGAAGGACAAGCGCGAGAAAAAGGACAAGCGUGACAAGCGCAAAUCCAAAUGAGACAGUGUACAUUUUCUUGUGUUUGUGCUUGUCUUUCCUCGUCCUCGUCAUGCUUACCAAAAACAUGCCGUUUCUUGUUUAUACUUCCUGACUCGCCGUGCGAGACCCCCCCCCCUUUUUUUGCUGUAGCUGUGCUACUGAUUGUGCAAGCUGGGUUCUGUGAACCAAAUUGUUGUGUUUGUUCUUGCACUGUAUCAUACUGGUGACUGUGGCAACCUCGCGUUGCCAUGACGGCUCUGUUUUUGAUCUUUUGAAUCGAUUCUGCGAAUCUUC
Molecule: messenger RNA, 789 nt
Organism: Monosiga brevicollis MX1
Lineage: Eukaryota; Choanoflagellata; Craspedida; Salpingoecidae
Exons: 4
Coding region: 1-516 (171 amino acids)
Biological process (GO): maturation of 5.8S rRNA; regulation of gene expression
Cellular component (GO): nucleolus; exosome (RNase complex)
Molecular function (GO): RNA binding; DNA binding
Source: RefSeq, a predicted model, not a curated record